Rhagoletis zephyria (snowberry fruit fly) is the source of this 1125-nucleotide messenger RNA. RefSeq names its product sorting nexin lst-4-like. Gene Ontology annotation, biological process: plasma membrane tubulation; endocytosis; endosomal transport. NCBI's taxonomy places the organism in Eukaryota, Metazoa, Arthropoda, Insecta, Diptera, Tephritidae. Gene Ontology annotation, molecular function: phosphatidylinositol binding. Gene Ontology annotation, cellular component: cytoplasmic vesicle; plasma membrane. The record is from RefSeq and is a predicted model, not a curated record.
UCAUUGCAGGUAUCAAGACGUUACAAACAUUUUGAUUGGCUACACGAACGUUUAGUGGAAAAGUUUUGUCUCAUUCCCAUUCCACCGCUGCCAGACAAGCAAAUCUCAGGCCGAUAUGAAGAACAAUUCGUGGAACAUCGACGUGUGCAAUUGCAAGAGUUUGUCGACUGGGUGUGUCGUCAUCCUGUGCUUUCACAAUGCGAAGUGUGGCAUCAUUUUCUGACCUGCAACGAUGAUAAGAUGUGGAAAUCGGGCAAAAGGAAAGCCGAACGUGACACAUAUGUCGGUGUCACCUAUUGUUGGGCUAUAUCGCCACCCGAGAAGACACUGUUGCCAUCGCUUGUUGAUGCACAAAUGGAGAGUUGUUCGCAGUUUGUACAUGCGAUGGAUAUUUCAGUACGUAAUCUUUUGGCAUUGUCUAAUGACACUGCGAAACGUUAUCAAACACAAUGUAAAAAGGAAUUCCAACGUAUCGGCGAUGGUAUGUCAGAUCUGGCAAAGGCAUUGAAUAUUGACGAACGACGCGCACCAUCAGCAACAACUGCACUAUCGGAGAGUGUUGGACGUGUUGGCGGCAUUUUCAUAGGCGUGGGACAAUUGUUUGGCGAUCAGCCAAAAUUGGACUGGAUACCAUUUUCGGAUCGUUUGCAUAUAUACAGAGGUGUCCUGAAUAGUUUCCCGGACAUUCUUUCUACACAUAAAGGGGCAAUGCAAAAACGCAAAGAAUGCGAACGUUUGACUGCUGAACAAAAGAUGAGUAAUGCUCAGAUGACCGAUGUAAAUCGUCGUACCGAUGUUAUUUCCUAUGCUGUAAUGGCUGAAAUGUCGCAUUUUAAACAAGAGCGUGAUACACAUUUGAAACAGGCGCUAAAAUCAUUUAUUGAGGAACAAAUUAAAUUUUAUUCAAAUGUAGUUAAUAGACUUCAAGAAGCUUAUCGUCAAUUUGACUAACUUUGCUAAUUGCUCUAAUAGCUGAUCCCUGAGCUUUGAACGCUGCUGCUCGUCGCUGCUUUGUACUGCACAUUAGUGAGUGUUUGUGUGAGAUCACGAAAAACAAAAAAAAAACAAAAAACAUUAGCAAACCCAACAGCACAACAAAGUUUUAUCCGAAACAUGCUUCAUAUC